Molecule: messenger RNA, 3633 nt
Organism: Biomphalaria glabrata
Lineage: Eukaryota; Metazoa; Mollusca; Gastropoda; Planorbidae
Cellular component (GO): cytoplasm
Source: RefSeq, a predicted model, not a curated record
AGUCAGACUAGUGACGGUAGUCAGAGUAGAUCUAGUAAACUGUAAUUAUAGUCACAUAUAGUCUAGUCUAGUACUAGUAACGUAACUAGUACUGUAGGGCCUACCUACUCUCUAGAGUCUAGAUUAUCAUGACUAGUCAUGACGUUACUUUAGAAUACUUUACUAGAUCAAUAUUAGAUCUAGACAUAGUUAUCAUAGAUUCUAAUAUUAUUUAUCAUCAUGACAUCCAUACUAGACCAAGAACUUCUGAAUCUGAUCAGUGUGUGCUAUGUUAGGUGUGCUAUGUCAGGUGUGUUGUCUAAAAAAAUACAAAGAUUUUAUAUCAAAGUGCUUCAUCAAAUAAAUAGAAUUAAAAUGGCAAGUUUUGCAGAACAGCUUAAAGCUAUUCAACUGAAAAAAAAUUCUGAACCAAUCAAAGAUUAUUCUAGUCCAAAAUUAGGAGGUUUCAUGAAACAAGAAGAAAUAGAUGAAUACCAAAAUAAUGUUCUAGAUGUUAACAUUGAGACUUGGUUUGAAUUGAUUAAAGAACACAGCUUUUCUAGCACAUUUUUACAUAUAUCAAGUGAAGAAGCAAAAUUAUUUGUUAAAAUCUGAGCGUCACUAGAACCAGAGGUAAUCGCUUAUACCAGUUGGCAAAACUAUUUAUCUAAAGAAGAACAGCAUGUUAUUUCCAAUUUAUCAGAAAGACUCCAAGACAAAAUGGACCAAUUUAUUGAGCAAGAAGGUGGCUUUGUCUUUGUCAAAUUAUCUAGCCGUAGCCCAAAAGAUGCACCUAUGGUUCAGAGCCAGUUCAAAACUAUCUAUAUGCAACAUUUGAUGAAAGCGAAUCCUUCUGAUCGCUUCAAUGAAAACACUCAAAUAAAGUGUUUACUGCAAGCAAAUUUUGAAUCUCUGCGAAUGUCAUCUUCCGAAGUUCUAGAUGCUUGUUUAAGAAGUGAAAGAGUUUAUCAAGAUAUGCUGUUAGCUCUGGCUGUACCAGAGCGGUUUAGAGAAAAUUUUAUAAUUAGAAAAUUUGUGAAUUUUGAUGUGGACAUGGAGUUUAGAGGAUUUGUUUACAACCAAAGACUAACUGCUUUGUCGCAAUACAAUUAUUUGAUUUUCUCAGAGAGACUAAAGAAUGAGAGAAAUUUCUACCUGAAACUCAUUCAGAAUUUUUUUCUGCAAUUUAUUGCUCCUAAACUAGAACAUUUCGUUUCAAACUAUAUCAUUGAUUUUGGAGUUUGUGAUAAUGGCUCACAGGUGUGGGUGAUAGAGAUAAACCCAUUUUUGAUAACAACUGACGCGGCUCUGUUUAGCUGGGAGCACGAGAGACAUCUUUUGGAAAGUGCCGGUGAAGAAACUCUCUUUAGAGUGAUAGAGAAACCUAGGCCUGGAGCCAAAGCGAUGCUUCCUUUUGGAAUGAAACAACUUAUUAAAACUCUAGAUCUAGAAGCGUCAAUAGAAAAAUCAUGAGACAAACUUGAUUUUCUUAACAACGAAAAAAAAAAUACUUGAAAAAAUAAGCUCUUCUAAGAAGAACUCUGCAUUUACAACUUUAUCUUUCAAUAAUGGAGAAGCUAUUUCUCUUCAACGAUAUCAAACGAAAUAAAAUGAUUCAAAUGUUUUUUUUUAGGUUUCAACUUGAUCCGAGAAUGAGUGUGGGAGAAAUAACGUGUUCAAACUUUUUAGUAGACAGUGAGUUGAUAUAAGCUUUGUAAAAAGUGGUUCCAAGCACGAUGAGCACACUGCUUAUCCUUUAUAAUAUUCUAUUGUUACAUUCGUAGCUCAUGUAAAGUCGGGUGCAUUGUAUAGAGUUAAAGUGUCGAUCUGAAGUUCCCGGCUUUAAGCCCUGGUGGGUGACAAUCUGCUAAAUACCUGGGAACGGAAAAUACUUAGAAAACUCUAUGGUGCUUUAUAAGAUGAAACUGAGUGGAGGACACGCACUAAACCUGAGAGUCACCUAUAGUGACGGAAAAAAAAAACAGACUUUGCAGGACAGGUUACCUUGAAAGAAUAUCAUAGAACAGAGGAGCAAAGUUGUAUACAGGCAAAAAACAAAUGGCAGGCGACUCAAAGGCAGACCACGAAUACGAUGGAUUGACGAUGCAGCGGCAGUUCGGGCAUGGAGGCUAAAAGCUCAAGAGAUAUCUCAAUGGAAAGAUGUGCUGAAGCAGACCAGAGCCCUUCAAGGGCUGUAACGCCACUGGGAUGGAUGGAGAGACAUUAAGAGAUGUAGUGAGUGUAAAAACCUUGGCUACUAGGCAUCUAGCUUAAGCAGGUGCACGUGAAGGCAUAUCAAGAAAAAAAAAACACGGGGCCACAGGACACUAUAAGUGUGCCAAAACCGUAUCUUAAAUUAAUUUACAUCCUAUUAAUCGUUUGUAAUGAGUGAGUUAAAUAUUUCUUGAAAUAUAAGUUGACCCCUCUCCAGCAAAACUGUCAAACUACGUCAUUAGUUGUUGUGCAGGCCUUACCCAACCUGUUUAAACCAGAACUACGUCAUUAGUUGUUGUGCAGGCCUUACCCAACCUGUUUAAACCAGAACUAAGUCAUUAGUUGUUGUGCAGGCCUUACACAACCUGUUUAAGCCAGAACUACGUCAUUAGUUGUUGUGCAGGCCUUACACAACCUGUUUAAACCAGAACUACGUCAUUAGUUGUUGUGCAAGCCUUACACAACCUGUUUAAACCAGAACUACGUCAUCAGUUGUUGUGCAGGCCUUACACAACCUGUUUAAACCAGAACUACGUCAUCAGUUGUUGUGCAGGCCUUACACAACCUGUUUAAACCAGAACUACGUCAUUAGUUGUUGUGCAGGCCUUACACAACCUGUUUAAACCAGAACUACGUCAUCAGUUGUUGUGCAGGCCUUACACAACCUGUUUAAACCAGAACUACGUCAUUAGUUGUUGUGCAGGCCUUACACAACCUGUUUAAACCAGAACUACGUCAUCAGUUGUUGUGCAGGCCUUACACAACCUGUUUAAACCAGAACUACGUCAUUAGUUGUUGUGCAGGCCUUACACAACCUGUUUAAACCAGAACUACGUCAUCAGUUGUUGUGCAGGCCUUACACAACCUGUUUAAACCAGAACUACGUCAUUAGUUGUUGUGCAGGCCUUACACAACCUGUUUAAACCAGAACCACGUGAUGAACACAUAUCUAUCAGCAGAGUUUUGGAUAUGAAAGGGGACAAAUAAUCUCCAAUCAGCUGCUUUGGUACCGAUAUUUAGAACAUAAUGAUGAGUAGAUAUACAUUCCCAAACUGUUCUAUAUAAAUAUGUAUAAUCCAACUUUUAUAUGAUACCCGAUACCUCAUUGCAGUUUAUGUAUUGCCUCUCUUAUAAAUUGGCCUGUAUGUAUUCCUUCCACUACACGAGAACUCGACAAGUUAAGUGCUGAUACAUUUGUCCAGUCUGUUUUGGAAAUUGUGAUUUUCGAAACGUUUUUGUAAAUAAAACAAAAUCUUAAUUUUUUUUAUUUACCAUUGGCAAUUUUUUUUUUUGCCUUGAUUGAUACUUAUACUGUAUGCCUAUUUAUUUAUUUGAUUGAUACUUAUACUGUAUGCCUAUUUAUUUAUUUGAUUGAUACUUAUACUGUAUGCCUAUUUAUUUAUUUAUUUAUAUUUUAUUAAAGUGACUUAUAGAACUAAA